AAGGAAAAAGUUCUGAAAAGUACUGUUCUGCUCCGCCGCCCUUCACCGACCACCGUCCACUAAAUCUUCUUCAUAUCAGCAGAACGAAAUUCUAAGCUCAUUAUAUACGAAACGAUUUCUCAGCUCAGCUUCCCUCAGGAGAACUCGUUCGCUCAAUUAGAAAUCCCACGGCGAUUCAAGAAGGAGGAGCAUGAUCCCAGCAUUUCUCUCCUUCUCAGUUUUCUUCUUCCUCCUAUCGUCGUCGGCGAUAUUGCCGGUUUUCUCGAGGAGCACGCUCCCCUCAGAUCCCUGCGAUGCGGCGAAUCAGCCGGACCGGCGAACUCUCCGGGCGGAUCAAAUCACCGUGCUGAUCAACGGCUACUCGGAGUUCCGCAUUCCACUCCUCCAGCUGAUCGCCGCCACGUACUCCGCCUCUCCGCUGGUCUCAUCCGUCGUCGUCCUCUGGGGAAACCCGGCCACACCGGCCCAAACUCUGGCCCAAUUAGCCCACAACCUCACCCUGUCCUCCUUCGGCCCAUCUACCAUCUCCCUCCACCGCCAACAUUCAGACAGCCUGAAUUCCCGCUUCCUCCCCUUGCCCUCAAUCAACACUCGAGCCGUGCUCAUCAUCGACGACGACGUGGAGGUGGACGCCAGGUCCUUCGAGUUCGCGUUCCGGAUAUGGCAAUCGAACGCCAAACGCCUGAUCGGAUUCUUCGUCAGGUCGCACGACAUCGAUCUGUCGACGAAGAAGUGGAUCUACACCGUGCACCCGGAGAGGUACUCGAUCGUGCUGACCAAGUUCAUGAUUCUCGACCGGCGGUACUUGUUCGACUACAGCUGCAGCAGCGGGGAAGCAAUGCACCGGAUGAGGGGGAUCGUCGACGAAAUGCGCAACUGCGAGGACAUACUGAUGAACUUCGUGGUGGCUGACAGGACAAAUGCGGCUCCUUUGCUGGUGGGUGCGCAGAAGGUGAGGGACUGGGGAGAUGCUCGUAAUGAUGCGAGCAGUAUCGAUGGACGAUGGUCGUCGGGAUUGAAUGCGGGCAAGGCUCGGAGUAUGGUGAGGAAGGUGGGGUUGAGUAGUAGGGGAGUGGAGCAUAGGAAGAGGAGAGGAGAGUGCAUAACACGGUUUCAUAAAGUUCUGGGGAGAAUGCCGUUGAGGUAUGGGUAUGGGAAGUUGGUUAAUUCAGUUGGGGAGCAAGGCUUGUGCAUGAAAGGUGGUAGAUUAGUGUUCUGUGACCAGCAGUAGUUGUUGAUUGUAUCUGUUUGUGACGAAUAGCUCUGCCAAGAGAAAUGAUAUCAUGGCCAAAUUGUGCAAGCAUUUUCGUAACCAUUUGCUUCGAUCUUCCAUACACCAAGCAAAUCCAGAACUGGUUCAGACUUCAGACCUCAUCAUCAGCAUCUGAUGCUACAAUGAUUAACUCAUUUAGUGGUGAUAUUUUUGUCCCUUCAGAAUGGUCCAUGACCUGCAAAGUCAAACAACAACAUGUGAACUUUAGUUAGGCUUUAAUACACCGGGAAUGGAGAGCUGCUGCACACCGUAAUCAGAUGUUCGCCAAUCAUCCGGUGAGGUACAUAGUUAGAGUGACACAGACAAUGAACUCGAUCCUAAUUCACAUGUCACAUGUGUUUCACAGUUGAAUGACUAUCCAAAUUCAGUAAGCAUCCUCUCUCUGCACAUUUCAUUAUGAAGCAACCUAGAGCCAGACAAGUGGGGUUCCGAACAAGAGAAUCGUAAUACAAGCAAACACAUUAUUUAGCCUCACGACAUCUCUUCACUGCCAUUUUUCUGCGUGUUUCCAUGUUCAUCAAGCAACACUCACAUCCAACAAUAUGCAGGUAACUUCCAAACCAGGUCGUCUGCUUAUAAAGGCAACAGUAAUAUGGAAAUUGAAAAGUUGAAUUAGGUGACUACUAGUACUAAGCAUCCUUUCCUAUAGUCUUCCAACCAUGUUAUAUACAACAACAAAAAUGAACAUUAACACAACCU
Molecule: messenger RNA, 1972 nt
Organism: Linum trigynum
Lineage: Eukaryota; Viridiplantae; Streptophyta; Magnoliopsida; Malpighiales; Linaceae
Source: the annotation of a GenBank genome assembly